GCUAGGCGGCGCUGCUAGACCGUGGCAUUCCUUCAGACAUGCGCGUGCCUACAUCCGGGUCCCGGCACGUACGCGGGAAAUGGCAGCUGAAUGGUAAACAAUCUUUAGGUAACUUGUGAUUAUUAUGAGACGACAACCCGCCUCUCCUGCGUACAACACACGGGAGCAGUCGUCACGGGAACAGUCGUCAAGGCAACGGGGCGCGCGCAAACGCACCCGCAGCAGCCAGGAGUCAGAUUCGGACAGUGAUUCGGAGUCGUCUUUAUCCGAGUCGAGCAACACCCCCCCAGAACCGAGUGGUAUCUUCUCCUCCAUCAAGAGCCUCAUCUGGAGCACACCCAAGAUGGGUGAUGCGAGCUCCCCGCCGAGAAAGCGUCGUAAGGAAGUCGUGGACGCCGACAGCACGAUUAUUUCCUCCACUCCGGUCGGCGGGGUCAAAACUCGUGCCGGGAAACAAGCCAAGAGGGGAAAGGUCGCGAAGAAGGGCAGAGGUCGGCCCCAGAGAAACGUAGCAGCCAAGUCGGCAGCGGCAGAUUCGGAGGCGGAAGGGGAAACCUCGGAAGCUAAGGGUAAAGAAGUUGUGACCAGAGCCCAGACCCGAGCGAACCCAGACGCCAGUCCGAAGAGAACAACUCUACUGGGGACUCUUUUCUCACCUGUCUUCUCAUUCUUUGGGCAAAACAGUGCAAAUAAGGAGAACACAGACGAGGCAAACAAGGCCGAGCUGGACCAGGUCGCAGAGGUCGUCUCCACGACAACUGACGAUGACCCCCAGGAGGGGUCAACUGGAGCAGUUGGUUACCAGGAGGAGAAUCAGCCAUGCGAGGUUCCCGCGCCCAUCUGCCCGCAGACGGAGGAGCGGUACCAGUACGUGUCUCCCGAGGAGGGCGCAGAUUACGUCAUGGAUGAUGAGUGGGAGACUUUCGACCCGUACUACUUCAUCAAACACCUGCCCCCGCUGACAGAGGAGAUGAGACAGAGACAGCCGGCGCUGCCGCUCAAGACUCGCAGCACGCCGGAGUUCUCUCUCGUGCUUGAUCUGGAUGAGACUCUUGUCCACUGCAGUCUGAAUGAGCUGGAGGAUGCAAACCUCACGUUUCCUGUGCUCUUCCAGGAUGUCACAUACCAGGUGUAUGUGAGAACACGACCGUACUACCGGGAAUUUCUGGAGAGAAUGUCCAAGUUAUACGAGAUCAUCCUGUUCACUGCUUCCAAGAAGGUUUAUGCAGACAAACUCAUGAACAUCCUAGAUCCCAGAAAGGAGCUAGUUAGGCAUCGGUUAUUCCGUGAGCACUGUGUUUGUGUACAAGGCAACUACAUCAAGGACCUGACAAUACUGGGACGAGAUCUCACCAAAACUAUCAUCAUAGACAACUCACCACAGGCUUUUGGCUAUCAGUUGGAUAAUGGGAUCCCGAUCGAGAGCUGGUUCAUGGAUAAGAAUGACGUGGAGCUGAAGAAACUGAUCCCCUUCCUCGAGACGGUCGCUAAGUCGGGGUCUGAUGUUCGCCCCGUGUUGCAAGGUAAAUACCGUCUGCACGAGUUCCUGCCUCCAGACUAAAGCUGGCAUCACGUUCCGCACGCACAGAUUCCAACCGUGACAACCUACGCUCGGCACAUCUGCAACAUCCACCCUGUCCACCCCUAUAACAGAGUCCAACAUUCCGCAGUUCCAUAUGUGUCUGUUGGAUACUGGACUGUUGCAUUUUGAAAUAGGGGUGUGUGGAUACAAAGAACUAAUGAAUAGUGCAGCAUUUUUGGUAGGAAAAGGCAGCAAUAUGUUUAUUGUAAGCUGUAUAAGGAUUGUUUUUCUUUCCUCUUAAAGCAACGUCAUGCUAACUGAGGGAGCUGACUUUUUUCGCUGCCCGCUUUUUCACUUUUUUCAACUCCACUGUUUUCAGAUGGC
Messenger RNA from Branchiostoma belcheri (Belcher's lancelet), 1906 nucleotides. Its product is annotated as CTD small phosphatase-like protein 2. NCBI's taxonomy places the organism in Eukaryota, Metazoa, Chordata, Leptocardii, Amphioxiformes, Branchiostomatidae. Gene Ontology annotation, molecular function: phosphoprotein phosphatase activity. The transcript is spliced from 14 exons. The record is from RefSeq and is a predicted model, not a curated record. The coding region runs from base 125 to 1561 and encodes 478 amino acids.